Symbiodinium necroappetens is the source of this 350-nucleotide messenger RNA. Lineage: Eukaryota; Dinophyceae; Suessiales; Symbiodiniaceae. The record is from the annotation of a GenBank genome assembly.
AUGGCAGGACAACAAAUGCCAAUGGCCCCGAUGGCGGCAGCUUGCAAAGGAUCCACUGCGAAGACUUGGAGGGACGGUGCGGCAGGUAGCCCUGCAGAAGCACAAGGACGCAAAGGUGGAGGCCCCAAGAAGCGGCAGACCGCAGAAGCCUCAGGUGUUUCGCCGGAUGCAAAUCACUCGGGUGAGACAUUGCGUAUGCAUCUGCGUUCUUUGCUGCACGUGGACUCGAACCGCGUCCUGAUCGUGCGGAAGAUCAACCGUCUUGGCUUCUCAUCGCCCACAACUCUGAAGGAGCAUUUCUCAUGGUAUGGAACCGUCGAGAAGGUGCUCGUGGCGCACUCGCGGGUGAA